UUUGUCCGUCACUCCACUCUUACUGGUCCUUCGAUUAGUCAAUCACACCCUUCCUCCGCUCUGAUUGGCUGUUCUGUUCCAGAGUGGGGCGGUGAUUCUCUGGAAGUGCGUUUCCUUGUUUGUCAUAUGCGAGGCGACGGGGAGAGCCGACAGAUCCUCGGGAGGUGCAAACUGAUCAAAAUAAAUCAUCUCACUGACGCGGGAAACACACUUUAACUGGACCGACAAAUGCUAUUCACGGCUACUGCCCCCCGGGAUCCUUAAUGAUAAAUACAGCCGCCAUAUUGUUCCAGUGUUUGUAAUCGCGUCGCUAUCUGACUGCAGCCCCCCCCCCCCCACUACCCCUCGCCUUUGUGGCUAUGAGUACGGACCUCCUAUCUGACCUGGACAGUCGUUUCUUCGCUGAUAACCUCCUGACGAGCGAAGACUGGGAUGCCUGCCUGUACCAGUGUGAGAGCAUGGAGGAGGGAGAGGAGGUCGCCCGCGGGCUGAAACACGAGCCGCCGUUCGACAAUGACCUCGUGCUCACCCUCGAUCCUGACAACCCCACGUCGCCAUGGCAACACCUCGACGACAACCUUCUCACAGGAGAAACUCCUGGAAUCGAGAGUGAGAUGACCAUCACUCAGCCGCUACCGGUGGAAAUGUUGUUCCAGGUUAAAGCCGAGCCUCCUUCUCCUGCUUCCUCCCUCGGGUCAGACUGCUCCUCGUUGUCACCCGACCCCCAGGUCACCAUCAAAGGGGAGAACCCCCCGACCCCCCCCUACAUGUACGGGGACGUGCUCUCCCCUCCUCUGGGCUCCCUGGAGAUCACCGUGGCAACGUCGGCCGUGCCUCCCCCGCGGUUAGCGACCCAGGUGCCGGCGGUGGUGGGCGCGCUCCAGGCGCAGGCCGUGCUGAAGGCCAGCUCCAUCCUGAGCACCAAGCCCCCCAUCCAGCCCAGGCCCGUGUGCGUGGCCGCCCUCCCCCUCCCGCAGGCCCCCCCCCCGGCCAAGACCCUCAUCCUGCAGGGCCUGCCCCCCAUGGACCAGAACCGACCCGUCGUGCUGUCCCCGUCCGUCUGUCUCGGCUCGGCUCCGCCCAUCGUGAAAAUGGAGCCCGUCUCUCCCAGCAUCCCCCAGCACUGCUCCAGCCCCACGGCGCCGCCCGCCAGCAAGCCCAUCGUCCCGGCGACGGCGGCGUUGCCCGGCAACAACUCCAACGACAUCGAUAUGAAGGUGAUGAAGAGGCAGCAGCGGAUGAUAAAGAACCGGGAGUCGGCCUGCCAGUCGAGGAAGAAGAAGAAGGAGUACCUGCAGAACCUGGAGUCCCAGCUCCGGGACGCCCAGCAGGAGAACGAGCGUCUGCGCCGGGAGAACCAGGCGCUGAGGGAGAGACUGGCUGGCAAAGAGGGCGGCGACUCAGCGAGCAACAGGAGAGCCGUGUGUGUGAUGGCCGUCCUGCUCUUCAUGACCUUCAGCUUCGGACCUGUCAGCAUCUCGGACAGGAAGCUGUCGGGCCUGCAGGACGGCGUGGUGACGUACACGGGGCGCCGCCUGCUGGAUAUCGAACAACAACAACAACAACAACAACAACAACGACUACGGCAGGAGGCGGUGGCUCCGCCUCCCAGCAGAGUGGAGGACAGGGCGGAGACGGAGACAGAGGAGGACGGAGGGGACGAGGUUGCAGAGGCCUUUCAAUUCAGGAACCUCAGCGACGUGUUCAGUGACAUGAAGGAUCUGGUGCUUCAGGACAUCGACCGUUACUUCAGCUCUUCAGACUGCAGACAGUUCAACCGCUCCGAGUCCCUCAGGCUGGCAGACGAGCUGAGGGGCUGGGUUCAACGGCAUCAGAUCGACAGGAAGAAGUCUGGAGGGAAACCCAAAGCUCCAAAGAAAGCCAAGAUCGCCCAGAAAGCCCAGCUGAGGAAGACCAACUUCUCAAGAUAUCUGCCGAUUCAGACCCACCGCUCCAUAGAAAGUCAGCUGCAGGUGCUUCCUGGUCCUCAGCUCACCUACAGCGACUUCAUGGACGCCAUCGACCGCAGAGAAGACACCUUCUACGUGGUGUCCUUCAGACGGGAUCACCUGCUGCUGCCGGCCAUCAGCCACAACAAGACCAGCCGGCCCAAGAUGUCGCUGGUGAUGCCGGCCAUGUCCGUCAACGAGAGCCUCUACAACUCCUCUCGGGGCUACGAGAUGAUGAUGCAGGUCGACUGCGAGGUCAUGGACACCCGCAUCGUCCCCAUCAAGUCCUCCGCCGUCCCGCCUUCCCUCCGCGACCCGCCACCGCCCCCCCCCUCGCCCCCCACCACCACGGCAACCACACCUCACUGCGGGGGCGCCACCACCACCACCACUCGUCUCCCAGGCAACCGCUACCCGCCCGCCGACGGACCGCAGAGUAUUUGAUCAGCCAAUCAGAGGGGGUCUGAGGAGGGAGGUAACACACACACCUGUGGAGCAUUUGAUCACGAUCAAUAAGGCAAUCGGCCGUCAUUGUGCUAAACACCACCCUUAAUGUUCUGAUGUACGGGAAUACGCACUUGAGGAUCCAAACUGCGUUUUUUAGUUGUUUAGUGCUGAGGGAAGCGCGGGGGACAGGAAGUGACAUCACAGCGUGGAGGUGCUCAGCCUUCUGAUCAGCAGUGAACCUCCUACGUGGGAUCGGGUCACUUCCUGUUUACGUUUGUGUUGUUAGUCGACUGCUGCGUGGAGCAGGAACUUAAUGUCAGCUGUGCGUGUGUAUAUAUGUGUAAAUACAGUCAGAUCAAUACAUGGAUGGAUUGAUUGAUCAGAUUAAAAAAAUAACUAAUAAUAAUGAUGAUGAUGAUGAUAAUAAUAAUUAAUAUAAAUUAAAACAUUUAAAACAGAGUAAAGAACUAAUGUCAAAGAAAUAUUCCUUAUUAUUGAUUCCUGUACACUAUGCUACAUGUUAGCGUAGCAUCAGGCAGCAUCAGAUUCCACUUCCUGUUCCCUGCUUUUAUUAAAAUGAAGUUUUCAUUUUGAAUGUUUGUUAUUUAAAACUUGUAAAUAUCACUGUUCCUCUGUAGAUACUUUUCUUUGUUUUUGUCAACUUUUUUUAUUUCUUUUUUUAAAAUCUUUUGACAAAAAAAUAAAAAAAAUAAUUAAAGUCGAUACAAUAAAGAGACUCGGUGGUUUGGACUUCUAUAUUUUAAAUAUAUUUAUGAAACAUACUUUUUUUAUUGUACAGAAUCAACUUUCAUUAAGUUUCAGCUUUUAUUCAUUAAGGCGCCGUCUUUUCUUUACUUGUAAAAUGUAGUUUAGAUCAUUUCUAACUUUUAACACUUCCUGUUUCUUAAAAUGUCCAAAUUUCAAUGGAACAAAAUGUGAAAAACAGAAAACAAGUUUGGUGAAUGAAUAAUAAAAUAAGUCAAUAUUUCUACUGGAUGAAAAGAUGAUUGAAUAUAACUUUGUUCUUUAUUCAUGUGCAUGAAUGUUGGGAAGCAGAUGUUGAAGCACAUCUGUCAGUGUCUGACUUACUAAAGAUCAUGUUUGUGUUUGGUCUGUUCUUACUUCCUGUUUAAAAUAAUGCUUAUUAUUAGGAAUUUGUUAUUUGAAAUGUCUCCAGAAGGAAAAGCAGCAAAUCAUUUAAGGAUUUUUCUGUUUGAGUGUUUGAGGUUAACAUUUGUUUACUGACAUGAAGUCACAUCUGAGAGUGACAGCAUGCAGUAACUACGGUAACGCCUGUGUAUGAAUACACACGGCACGCUUUGUGUUGUUUAAAUAUGUAAAUGCAUCUUUUCUACUACAAAGUCGUAAUAAACUAACGUCGGCUCUGCA
Pungitius pungitius (ninespine stickleback) is the source of this 3785-nucleotide messenger RNA. RefSeq names its product activating transcription factor 6 beta (gene atf6b). Gene Ontology annotation, molecular function: DNA-binding transcription factor activity, RNA polymerase II-specific; RNA polymerase II cis-regulatory region sequence-specific DNA binding. NCBI's taxonomy places the organism in Eukaryota, Metazoa, Chordata, Actinopteri, Perciformes, Gasterosteidae. Gene Ontology annotation, biological process: regulation of transcription by RNA polymerase II; endoplasmic reticulum unfolded protein response. The record is from RefSeq and is a predicted model, not a curated record. Gene Ontology annotation, cellular component: nucleus.